Salmo salar (Atlantic salmon) is the source of this 3112-nucleotide messenger RNA. The record is from RefSeq and is a predicted model, not a curated record. NCBI's taxonomy places the organism in Eukaryota, Metazoa, Chordata, Actinopteri, Salmoniformes, Salmonidae.
GUGUUUGUGUGUGAGUGUGUGUGAGCCCAGCCAGCAGAGGGGAGCGCCGGUGGCUCGGCUCUGGGCUCUCUCUUUGUUGACAGCCAGUUGUGACAUAUCCCAAGGAUCAGUGGCUCUGUCGACAUGAUGCCAUUAGCUUCUUAAAAUAGAUAGAGAAGGACACUCAAAGAAAACAGAACCGCGGUCGUGAACCACGGCAGGUUCAGAGUGGGACCGACCCACAUCGCAGCCAGCCCAUCAGAGUCAGGCGACCAUCCUGUUAGCCAGUCUCUACCGCAGAGAGCCUGUACAGAGACACUGUGAUUCUAGCUGAGAUUUCUGUCAUCUGGACUCCCAGUGGAGACUGUACAGCACAGAGAGAUGGCUGUGAACAGACCGGAAGACAUGCCGAGACAAUUCCCUAAGAUCACGCUGAGUGAGGUGGAUGAGGAGACACGUCUGCUGGCUGAGAAGGUGUACGCAUCAGCGCUGAAGGAGGAGGACACUAAGGAUGCCCUGUCCAUGUUCACCGUCCCUGAGGACUGUCCCAUCGGCUUGCACCAGGCCAAGGAGAGGGAGCUGCUCAAAGAGCUGGCAGAGCAGCAUUCAGAAGAGAGUGCCAAGAGGAAGAAGAGUUUCAAGAUGAUCCGUUCACAGUCUGCGUCCUUGCAGGGCCUGCAGAUCCCUGUGACUGCAGAGUGGGCCCGUUCUGUGGUGACCCCAUUCCUCUCACCCUCCUCCACCUGCUCCUCACUUCCAGAGACCUGCCCCGAGUACCAGAGGGUCACCAUCAGUGGAGACUACUGUGCUGGUAUCACAGUAGAGGACUAUGAACAGGCAGCAAAAACCCUGAUGAAAGCCCUGUUCAUUAGGGAGAAGUACUCCAGACUGGCCUACCAUCGCUUUCCCCGGACCGUUGCCCAGUUUCUGCGCAGCGCUGAGAACCAGACGUGGAAGGAAGAGGACGGGGUUUUACCAGAUGUCUGCCCUUGCCCCAGGGAGGGGGAGGACCCUUACAACAUUGAGAAUAUCCCAGACAACCUUAGCUAUGAGCUGCAGACGAAAGAUGGCAUAGUGUAUGUGUAUGAGAACGCAGAGGCUCUAAGUCAGAACAGGCCCCGCAGCCUUCCCUACCCUGACCUGGAGACCUUCGCCAUAGACCUCAGCCAUGUGCUGGCCAUGAUCAUUGAUGGACCCACGAAGACCUAUUGUCACAGACGCCUGAACUUCCUGGGCUCAAAGUUCUACCUGCAUGAAAUGCUCAAUGAGAUGGCUGAGCUGAAGGAACUUAAGGGUGUUCCACACAGAGACUUCUACAAUGUCAGAAAGGUGGACACACACAUCCAUGCAGCCGCCUGCAUGUCCCAGAAGCACCUUCUGAACUUCAUCCAGACCACCUACAAGACGGAGGCAGACCGUGUGGUGCUGGAGAAGGGCGGGCGGAAGCUGACCCUCAGAGAGGUGUUUGAACACCUCAACAUGGACCCCUAUGACCUCACUGUGGACUCCCUGGAUGUACACGCUGGCAGACAAACCUUUCACAGAUUCGAUAAGUUCAACUCCAAGUACAACCCAGUGGGGGCCAGUGAACUCCGAGAAAUCUACCUGAAAACAGACAACCUCAUAGAUGGAGAGUACUUUGCACGCAUUAUCAAGGAAGUGUCCCAUGACCUAGAGGAGAGUAAGUACCAGCAUGCUGAGCCUCGUCUGUCCAUCUACGGACGCUCUGCAGACGAAUGGGACAGCCUCUCCAAGUGGUUCAUCCAGCACAAAGUGCACUCUACCAACAUGCAGUGGAUCAUCCAAGUCCCCAGGAUCUAUGAUAUUUUCAAGUCAAAAAAGUUGAUCACUAACUUUUCCAAGAUGUUGGAGAACAUAUUCCUUCCUCUGUUUGAGGCUACAGUCAAUCCACAGAACCAUAAAGAGCUACAUGUAUUUCUCAAAUAUGUGACAGGCUUCGACAGUGUGGAUGAUGAGUCCAAGCACAGUGACCACAUGUUCUCCUACAAGAGCCCCAAGCCUGAGCAGUGGACCGCAGAUGAAAACCCUCCUUACAGCUACUACCUCUUCCACAUGUACGCCAACAUCAUGGUGCUCAACAAUCUGAGGAAAGAGCGAGGCUUGAGCACCUUCCAGUUCCGUCCACACUGCGGGGAGGCUGGAUCCAUCACCCACCUGGUCUCUGCUUUCCUCACCGCUGACAACAUCUCCCACGGCCUCAACCUUAAGAAGAGCCCUGUCCUACAGUACCUGUACUACCUGGCCCAGGUGCCCAUUGCCAUGUCUCCUCUGAGCAAUAACAGCUUGUUCCUGGAAUAUUCCAAAAACCCUCUCAGGGAGUUCCUACACAAGGGGCUGUGCGUGUCUCUAUCAACAGAUGAUCCUAUGCAGUUCCACUAUACCAAGGAGGCACUGAUGGAGGAGUAUGCCAUCGCGGCCCAGCUGUGGAAGCUCAGCACCUGUGAUGUGUGUGAGAUUGCCAGGAACAGUGUGCUGCAGAGUGGCCUGUCUCACCAGGAGAAGAAGCACUUUAUUGGGGCCAACUACUUGAAGGAUGGACCUGAGGGGAACGACAUUCGGCGGACCAAUGUGGCUCAGAUCCGCAUGGCCUACCGCCACGAGACCCUGUGCAAUGAGCUCAGCUUCCUAGUGGAUGCAGUGAAGACUGAAGCGGCCAUUGGCACACAACCAGAGUGACCACAACAACAUGGGACUUAGCUCAAUCCAUGCAUGAUGUCAUGCAGUAGUUUCCAAGGAAGACACUGAAGUCAGUUGUGGGACACUGUCGGUACAAUACAUUGUACUUGUAUGCACUGUAUGAUAUUUGCUUGAAAUAUUUGUGUGAAUGUUUUGUUUCAAUUUGAAUGAAAACAGGCAUUUAUAUUGGUCAGAGUAUGCUAUAUUUAAUUUGAAUGUAUUGUAUCUAUAAUGUACUGUACUGUAUCUAUAAAGCAACAUUGAGUCAAUUGAAUUGUGAGAGUUUGGACAAGAGAGAAGUUGCACUGAGAUUCAAGAUGUCCAAAGAUGUUAUACUGCUCUAUCUUGCCUCUUGCUCGUUAAUGGUUGACAGAAUGCUGUAGAAUAGCCUGUUUUUAAUUGUUACUUUUGUUAUCAAUAAAGAUAUUUAAACAUG